Messenger RNA from Salvia hispanica, 852 nucleotides. NCBI's taxonomy places the organism in Eukaryota, Viridiplantae, Streptophyta, Magnoliopsida, Lamiales, Lamiaceae. The record is from RefSeq and is a predicted model, not a curated record.
AUGCCUCUCGUCGAGUCUUUUCUUCAAACCACGGCGCCUUCUUCUCAACCUCAACCACAACAAAAUCGCUACCAAGUUUUGAAUGUGGUGAGCCGGGGAUCUUACGGCGUCGUGUACCGCGCUUGGGAUACGGAGGCCGGCGAGAUCGUGGCGAUCAAGCACGAGUUGACGGGUUUGAGCCGAUCAACGCUGCGUGAAAUCAAAAUCCUGCAGUCGCUGCCUCGCCACCGUUCGAUCGUGGAGUUGAAGAAAGUGACGGUGGACGAGCGCGGGAAAGUGCUCGUUGUGAUGGAGUUUAUGCCGAGCGAUCUCAGCAGGCUGAUCGCCGCGAGAAAGAAGCCGUUCACGGCGCCCCAACUCAAGGUCUCCGUGUGGCGGAUACUAAAGGGUGUUCUGUUUCUACACGAGAACGGCGUGCUUCAUCGUGAUUUGAAGCCCUCCAACAUUCUCAUCAACCAAAAGGAUCGUAUCAAGAUUUGUGAUUUUGGACUUUCGCGGUGGGAGAGUGAGUCUGGAUCGUACUCGCCGGAAGUGGGGACGCAGUGGUACAGAGCGCCCGAGCUUCUAAUGGGAAAGACCAACUACACGGGCGCCAUAGAUAUGUGGGCGGUGGGGUGCGUAAUGGCGGAAUUGGUGCUGUUGAAGGCGCUUUUCCCGGGGAAUUCGGAGAUUCAGCAGUUGGGUUACAUACACCUCACCCUCGGCCCCGCCCUGCAAUUGAUGCUCUCUGUUUCUGUGCCGAUGCUUACUCCUGCUGGACUUGAUCUGCUGAUAAGCCUUCUUGCUUUCGAUCCCAACGACAGGAUCACUGCCAAAGAUGCUCUCCAACACCCCUGGUUUCUAGAGUUUUGA